This is a messenger RNA of Nycticebus coucang (slow loris), 1164 nucleotides long. RefSeq names its product zinc finger protein OZF-like. The record is from RefSeq and is a predicted model, not a curated record. The transcript has a single exon. The coding region runs from base 16 to 894 and encodes 292 amino acids. Lineage: Eukaryota; Metazoa; Chordata; Mammalia; Primates; Lorisidae.
CAAGCUUCCAUUCAGAUGUCACAACUCAGUCAGCAGAGAAUUUAUAGUGGGAAAAACCCCUUUGCUUGCAAGGUAUGUGGGAAAGUCUUCAGCCACAAAUCAAAUCUCAUGGAGCAUGAGCAUUUUCAUACUAGAGAGAAACCCUUUGAAUGCAAUGAAUGUGGAAAAGCCUUUAUCCAAAAGCAGUAUGUCAUUAAACAUCAGAACACCCAUACUGGAGAGAAGCUUUUUGAAUGUAAUGAAUGUGGAAAAUCUUUCAGCCAGAAGGAAAACCUCCUUACCCAUCAGAAAAUUCACACUGGAGAGAAACCCCUUGAGUGUAAAGAUUGUGGGAAAGCUUUCAUACAAAAGUCAAAUCUCAUCCGACACCAGAGAACUCACAUGGAAGAGAAGCCCUUUGUGUGUAAGGAGUGUGGAAAAACCUUUAGUGGCAAAUCAAACCUUACUGAGCAUGAGAAAAUCCACAUUAGGGAGAAGCCCUUUAAAUGUAAUGAAUGUGGAAAAGAUUUUGGCCAGAAGAAGUACCUCAUAAAACAUCAAAACAUUCACACUGGAGAGAAACCCUAUGAAUGUAAUGAAUGCGGAAAAGCCUUCUCUCAAAGAACAUCACUUAUUGUACAUGUGAGAAUUCAUUCAGGAGAUAAACCUGAUGAAUGCAACGUGUGUGGAAAAGCCUUCUCUCAGAGUUCAUCUCUUACUGUUCAUGUGAGAAGCCAUACAGGUGAGAAACCCUAUGGUUGCAAUGAAUGUGGGAAAGCUUUCUCUCAAUUCUCAACCCUUGCUUUGCAUUUGAGAAUACACACAGGUAAGAAGCCUUAUAAAUGUAGUGAAUGUGGGAAAGCUUUUAGCCAGAAGUCACACCACAUUACACACCAGAAAAUCCAUACUCAUUAAGAGCCCUGUGAAUACCUUGAAAAUGGCAAAGUUUUCAUCAGGAAUUUACAACUCAGUGAAUCAGAAAGAAUCACUCUGAAGCAAAAGCAUCGUGAAUGAGGUAAACUAACAAAUACUAAAAGCUUACUGGACAUGAGAGAAUUCAUACCGAAGAGAAAGACAUUUAUAUGAUAAAAAGCCUACAAAAAAACCUAUAGCAAAGGUAAUACUGAAACUUUAGACACAUUUCCACUAAAAUGGAAACGAAACAUAACCAUUAGCCAUUGCUGU